UUGAAUAUAAAAUCCAUAAACAUAGCAGGUAAGGCCGUGUACAGUAAACUCUUGUAAUCCGAUCUUUCCUCAAAUCAAGUGCAUAAAAUUGUAGCUCCUAAAUGCACACAAGCUUAAUACUUUCCAGUACUCUUUGGCUGGUGCUGCAUGAGGAACACUACUUCACUGUCAAGAAUUUCAAUAUUCCCUAAAUAUUUCUCUAAUCAUGGAGAUAAAAUCAAGCAUCAAAGGCUCAUUCAGUUACUUCAAGAACCAAAUUGGAUUCAAUCUCUCGACGCAACUAAGGCUCUUCACGCACUCACAAUCACAAUGGGGCAACACCCAACUCAACCCUUUUUGGCGAAUAACACUAUCAUGUUCAAGUACUCUGUAUUCGGUGAUAUCCGCAUUGCACGCAAGGUGUUUGAUAAUAUGUCCAAGAGAAAUGUUGCGUCAUAUAAUACAAUGAUUAGUGGUUAUAGUCGGAAUGGAAGUUUAUUAGAGGCUUGGAAGUUGUUUUCUGAGAUGAGGGGUUGUGGAUAUGAGCCGACUCAGUUUAGUUUUGGUGGGGUUUUGGGUUGCGAGUGUUUGGAUGUUAUUCAAGGAUUUCAGUUGCAAGCGUUGGCUGAAAAAUUGGGGCUGUUUUUCGUUGAUGCUGUAACAGGGACUGCAUUAUUGGGUUUACUUGGAAGGAAAGGAUGGUUAGAUGAAGCUAUGCAGGUUUUCGACGAAAUGCCUAAAAGGAAUUUGGUGACUUUGAAUUGUAUGAUAUCCUUGUUUGGACAGUAUGAAUGUGUUGAGGAGUCAAUGAUGGUGUUAAGGAGGUUAUUAAGGAGUGGAAUGGCUCCUUCUGAGAGCACUUUCGUGGGCAUAUUGGUCGGUUUUGUUGGGGAACUUGAUUUUAUAUUAGGGGAACUAGUACAUGGGUUGGUAGUGAAAAAUGGACUGGAUUUUUCUGUUUCAGUGAAUAAUUCAUUGAUUAACAUGUAUGCGAAAUGCUCUGACAUACAUAAGACGGAGAAAAUGUUUGAAGAUGUUCCUGUUAAGGAUGUUGUGUCGUGGAAUACAAUGGUUGGUGCAAUGGCGAAGAUUGAAAGAGCAGAUAGGGCAUUGGUUGUUUUUAGGAAAAUGUGUGUAAGUGGCUUAUUGCCUAAUGAUACGAGUUAUGUGAGUGCCCUAAGUUGCUGCACUAGCCAGCAGUUUCGAUUGCUUGGGGAGUCCAUCCAUGCGAAAGUAAUCCAGAAAAAGUUUGAAUCUGAUGUAUAUGUCGGUAGUGCUUUACUUGACUUUUAUGUUAAAUGUGAUAGAUUGGAUGAUGCCCGUGUUUGCUUUGAUGAAAUAUCAGAGAAGAAUGUGGUUACUUGGAAUACGUUGAUGCUGGGUUACUCGAGUAAAGGUUCUUCUUAUGCUAUUUCGCUGCUUCAACAAAUGAUUCACUCGGGUUGUCUUCCAACUGAGUUUUCCUUUUCUAUUGCUGUGAAAUCGUCAGGAAUAUUAGAGGUACUUCAGCUCCAUUCUUUGUCCAUAAAAAUGGGUUACAUUGAUAAUGAUUAUGUCUCUAGCAGUCUCAUUUCUUCAUAUGCAAAAACUAGUUCAGUUGAUGAUGCCCUAAGGUUUGUCACUACCAAUGACAUGCCACUUCCUGUUGUUGCAUCCAAUAUGAUCGCAAAUAUUUAUAACAGAAAUGGACAAUUCGACAAGACUCAAGAGUUGUUUUCUGACCUUGAAAAUCCAGAUACUAUAUCUUGGAAUAUUUUGAUUGCAGCCUGUUCUAGAAAUGGUGAUUAUGAAGAAGUUUUUGAACUUCUUGAACACAUGCGGAUGGCUAGAGUAUCUCCUGAUAGAUACACAUAUGUUAGCCUGUUUAGUGUGUGCACCAAGCUUUGUAACCUUGGUCUAGGUAGCUCACUUCAUGGCCUCAUUACAAAGACUGAUUUUAAGCGUUGUGACACAUUUGUCUGCAAUAUCAUGAUUGACAUGUAUGGCAAAUGCGGGAGCCUUGCAAGUUCAAUCAAGAUUUUCAAUGAAAUGACGACUAAAAAUGUGAUCACAUGGACAUCCAUUGUUUCAGCCCUUGGACUGCACGGUUAUGCAUUAGAGGCAUUGGAGAAAUUCAAGGAGAUGGAUAUGACCGGGAUUAAACCUGAUAAGGUUGCUUUCCUAUCCGUGCUUUCAGCAUGUAGGCACGUUGGAUUAGUGAAAGAGGGGAUGGAAUUGUUUGGGCAGAUGAAAGGAAAAUAUGGGGUAGAACCAGAUAUGGAUCACUAUCUUAUUGCAGUGGACUUGUUGGCUAGGUAUGGCUAUUUGACAGACGCCGAGCAGUUAAUCACUGGGAUGCCUUUCCCUCCAAAUGCUCUAAUAUGGCGCAUUUUUUUGGAAGGCUGCAAGAAAAAGAGAAGCAUAGACGACACUCUCGCUCUUGCUUCAUAAAAUAUGUGUGAUGCAGAGUACUACUAAUGAAAGUAAUGAUCAUGUUGCUUGGUGGAGCUUAUUUAUUGUUUUCUCCCAACAACAUAUGAACAAACAGGAAACUGGUGUCUUGAUAACAUGAUGUUGCCUCAACCGGUUCCAAGGUCGAUGGAUUAUCAAGGUAUGAGUUAGUUCCUUGAUUAUUACUGAUGCAGUUGUUGUUUCUUCUGAUGGAAAACUAAAUUCAACAUCAAAUGGAUGCUCUUAAGUAGAAUAUUGGAAGAUCUUUUCAUGUACUUACCUUAACAAAUCUGCUUUUAGUUUUUUCCUACUGAGGUUGAAUAGCUUACAGAGAUCAACUUGUCCGAGCAUGAAUGACUAAGAAAUCAUCAAGUACAAACUGGUCUAAACUAAUCACAAAGAAAACAGAGGAAACAUGUGAGAUCUAAAGAAGUCUACCAUAAGUGAACAAUGGAGUCCUGGGCUUUUGACCACUAAAUAAUGUGGUGCAGUGGAUGAGUCUGCUCCCCCCUUAACUAGAGAUCUCGGGUUCGAGCCCUGGAUAUAGAGAAAUCCUUGGUAGGGAGCACUUCCCUCUCAAAUGGGGCCCUACGCAACAAGAAUCAAAUUAGUCAGACUCCAAUGCGAGGACAAAGGAGUCAUGUCUUUUGUAAUCCAUAGGCCAUUACUCUGCUUCAAUUGUGAAUCCAUAUCAUCAACAUAACAUGAUAUUGUUCGAUUUUUUCUUGUUGAUUCUAUUGAUUAAGUGUUCUAUCCAGUUGGAG
Messenger RNA from Solanum stenotomum, 3173 nucleotides. Its product is annotated as pentatricopeptide repeat-containing protein At3g58590. The transcript has a single exon. Gene Ontology annotation, biological process: RNA modification. The coding region runs from base 148 to 2409 and encodes 753 amino acids. Gene Ontology annotation, molecular function: RNA binding; protein binding. The record is from RefSeq and is a predicted model, not a curated record. NCBI's taxonomy places the organism in Eukaryota, Viridiplantae, Streptophyta, Magnoliopsida, Solanales, Solanaceae.